Messenger RNA from Saccostrea echinata, 4832 nucleotides. RefSeq names its product exportin-1-like. The record is from RefSeq and is a predicted model, not a curated record. Gene Ontology annotation, cellular component: cytoplasm; nucleus. Gene Ontology annotation, molecular function: nuclear export signal receptor activity; small GTPase binding. Gene Ontology annotation, biological process: ribosomal large subunit export from nucleus; ribosomal small subunit export from nucleus; protein export from nucleus. Bases 123 to 3353 code for a protein of 1076 amino acids. The transcript has 24 exons. NCBI's taxonomy places the organism in Eukaryota, Metazoa, Mollusca, Bivalvia, Ostreida, Ostreidae.
UACGAAUAUGGCGGUUAUGUUCCAGUUUCAACCGGUUGAGGAAAUUUCGAUGCUUUACUUAAAAAGUUGGGUGUAUGUCAGUGGAAAAGUUCUUCGAGGUGUUAUUUCCAUAAAAGGUUUUGAUGCCACCCAUAACAAUGAAUUCGGUUAACCUCUCUGAGGAGGCUGCCAAGCUUCUGGACUUCAGCCAGAAGCUGGACAUCAACCUUUUGGACAAUAUAGUCACAAUGAUGUACACAGGCAAUGGACCACAGCAAAGAAUGGCACAAGAAGUAUUGACAACACUGAAAGAACAUCCAGAUUCUUGGACACGAGUGGACACAAUUUUAGAAUAUUCUGUAAAUCAACAGACCAAGUACUAUGCCCUCCAAAUCUUGGAAAAUGUUAUUAAAACAAGAUGGAAAGUUUUGCCACGAGCACAGUGUGAAGGUAUAAAAAAAUACAUUGUGGGUUUAAUCAUCAAAACAUCAUCUGAUGCUGCCUUAUUGGAGAAAGAAAAAGUCUAUGUUGGAAAACUCAACAUGAUCUUAGUGCAGAUUUUGAAAUAUGAAUGGCCUAGGAAUUGGCCCUCGUUCAUCAGUGACAUUGUAGGAGCUAGUAAAACAAAUGAAUCUUUGUGUCAGAACAAUUUGACAAUUCUUAAACUGCUCAGUGAAGAAGUCUUUGACUUCAGUAGUGGUCAGAUGACACAGGCCAAAGCCAAGCAUUUAAAGGACAGCAUGUGCAGUGAAUUUUCCUCUAUCUUCCAGCUGUGCCAAUUUGUCAUGGACAACUCUCAGAAUGCACCAUUGGUUGGGUCUACUUUGGAGACACUUUUGCGAUUCCUAAACUGGAUUCCACUUGGUUAUAUUUUUGAGACAAAGUUGAUCACCACACUCAUCUACAAGUUUUUGAAUGUUCCAUUAUUCAGAAAUAUUACCCUUAAGUGCUUAACAGAAAUAGCUGCCGUCUGUGUUCAACAAUAUGAUGAGCAAUUUGUUCACCUGUUCAACCUCACAAUGACUCAAUUGAAACAGAUGCUGCCUCUAGACACAAAUUUGAAGGAGGCCUAUCAGAAAGGAACAGAUGAUGAACAAAAGUUUAUUCAGAACCUGAGUCUGUUUCUUUGUACAUACCUGAAAGAACAUGGACAACUGAUUGAGAGAAAACAAGAGUUACACAGUGUACUACUGGAGGCCCUUAAUUACCUUAUACUAAUAUCAGAAGUGGAGGAAGUGGAAAUCUUUAAAAUUGCUUUGGAAUACUGGAACACACUGGCUGCUGAUCUGUACAGAGAGAGUCCAUUUUCUUCCAACACAUCACCUCUGCUUAUAGGAAAACCCCACCACAAUGAUGUGCCUGCCCGGAGACAGCUCUAUACACAAGUUUUAUCAAGGGUCCGACGGGUCAUGAUUUCAAGAAUGGCUAAGCCAGAGGAAGUCCUUAUUGUGGAGAAUGAGCAGGGAGAGGUUGUAAGGGAAUUUCUCAAAGAUACAGACUCCAUCAAUCUGUACAAAAACAUGAGAGAAACACUAGUGUAUCUUACUCACUUGGAUUACAAUGACACAGAGUCUAUCAUGACAGAAAAACUUCACCAUCAGGUAGACGGUACAGAGUGGUCUUGGAAGAACCUGAAUACGUUGUGCUGGGCCAUAGGAUCCAUUAGUGGAGCCAUGCAUGAAGAUGACGAAAAAAGGUUUCUAGUAACGGUCAUCAAGGACCUGUUAGGGUUGUGUGAACAAAAGAGAGGAAAAGACAACAAAGCUAUUGUAGCCUCCAACAUUAUGUACGUGGUGGGACAAUAUCCUCGCUUCCUAAGGGCACACUGGAGGUUCCUCAAAACAGUCGUCAACAAACUCUUCGAGUUCAUGCAUGAAACCCACGAUGGCGUACAAGAUAUGGCAUGUGAUACCUUCAUUAAGAUCGCCCAGAAGUGCAGGAGACAUUUUGUUCAAGUCCAGGUUGGAGAGGUGAUGCCAUUCAUAGAGGAAAUUCUAAAUGGAAUUAACACAAUCAUCUGUGAUCUACAGCCACAACAGGUGCACACAUUCUAUGAAGCAGUGGGGAUGAUGAUCAGUGCUCAGAAUGACCAGGUAGCCCAGGAACAUUUGAUAGAGCGAUACCUCUUGUUACCAAACCAAGUGUGGGAUGGAAUUAUAAACCAGGCAACACAAAACGUGGAAGUUCUCAAGGACCCUGAUGCUGUUAAACAACUAGGAAACAUUCUCAAAACAAAUGUUAGAGCAUGCAAGGCACUAGGCCAUCCUUAUGUGGUGCAGUUAGGAAGAAUUUAUCUGGACAUGUUGAAUGUAUACAAAGUGAUGAGUGAGAACAUUAGUAGUGCAAUAGCAACAAAUGGGGAGACUGUGACAAAACAGCCACUGAUACGCAGCAUGAGAACGGUGAAGAAAGAGACACUGAAGCUUAUAUCUGGCUGGGUCAGUCGCUCAAAUGAUCCUCAGAUGGUGGCAGAAAAUUUCAUCCCACCGCUUCUAGAUGCAGUACUACUAGACUAUCAGAGAAACGUUUCUGCAGCAAGGGAACCCGAGGUCCUCAGCACCAUGGCAACCAUUGUCAACAGAUUAGAGGGCCACAUCACUAAGGAUAUCCCACAGAUAUUUGAUGCUGUGUUUGAAUGUACACUAGAAAUGAUCAAUAAAGAUUUUGAAGAUUUCCCAGAACACCGAACAAACUUUUUCUUGCUGUUACAAAGUGUUACUUCACAUUGUUUUGAAGCUUUCCUUAACAUCCCCCCAGAACAGUUUAAAUUGGUAUUAGAUUCUGUGAUAUGGGCUUUCAAACAUACAAUGAGGAAUGUGGCAGAUACUGGCCUGGACAUUUUAUACACGUUGUUACAAAAUGUGGCAAACCAUGAUGAAGCAGCACAGAGCUUUUAUCAGACAUAUUUUACGGACAUUUUACAGCAUGUGUUUUCUGUUGUGACGGAUAGUUCUCACACUGCAGGAUUGACAAUACAGGCUUCAAUCCUGGCAUACAUGUUCACUCUGUUAGAGAAUGGAAAGAUCACUGUGACCCUUGCCCCCACUUCAGGACCUCCCAUGCAGAAUGUACCCUACAUCCAACAGUUUCUCAUGAAUCUCCUUAAAUCUGCAUUCCCUCAUCUUAAUGACCCCCAGAUUAAAAUAUUCAUUGAAGGUCUGUUUAGCUUUGACCAAGACAUUGCAGCAUUCAAGGAGCACCUAAGGGACUUUUUAGUACAGAUCAGGGAGUUUGCUGGUGAAGACAACCAAGACCUGUUCCUGGAAGAGAGAGAGAUGGCCAUCAAGCAAGCUCAGGAGGAGAAACGUAAAAUUCAGAUGUCUGUGCCAGGAAUCUUGGGACCUCAUGAAAUUCAAGAGGACAUGCAAGACUAAUUUAUUCAGUGCUUCCUCUGUGUUUGUGUGCAAGAAGUUCCAAUUUGUAUGAAAAAUUCAAAAGAAAAAUGCACCUAAAACAUAUUCUCAGUAUAGUUCAAUGUGGUGCAAGCAUGUUCCCAUGAGGCCUUAUAGAUGGGAAGAAGGUAUUUGGCAGCAUUUAGGUACCUGUCACUUAAAUACAAUCAUGGCAGUAUUUGUGAGCUCGAUUUUUGUCAGUGGGAGGAGAAAGAAGAUUCCUGCUUUGUGACACAACCUGAACUUGUUCAAUGUGAUGCUACAUUUUUAUUCUCAGUGUCUGACAGUGGAAGAGCUACAUAAUUUUCCAGAAAUGUUUGAGAGAAAUGAAAUUGUAACCAGAGGUCUGGGUGUAUUUAUCUCCCAAAACAAAACAGUGUGCUUCUAUACCUUAAUUUGAUUUACAAUAUUUGUAUGGUUGAACAAUGAUUUUUUUUUUUGUUGACUGGUAAGGUAAAUACUACUAAACGUAACUUUUUUAGAAUAGUGCAUUCAAAGUGCAAUAAUGAUUCGUAUCAUAGGUAUCUCAUUCUUUCUUUGAGAAAAUUGUAUUCAAAUCUUUUUAAACAGGUUCAGCAUAGCAUUGAAAGCAGUUUCAUGAUGUCAUAGUUUGUGAAAAAAAAAAUGAGCCCAACAUACAGAAAAUUUUAACAAGCAGAGUUUAAGAUGUUUGUUUAGUCUUCUCAAGCCUGCUGUAUUUGUGACUUGAUUACAGUUAUUCCAUGCCUUUGUUAACAUUCUUUUUGUAAUAUAUACAUGUAUACUUAUUUUGGACUGGGCUGAAAGCUUGUCUAACAUAUCUUGUGAAAUGUUCAUCUUUGUCAUAUUGCAACUUGCGAUAAGUACAUGUAUAAAUGCUAAUUUAAUGUUUCAUAUUUAUUGUUCAGUCCUUUCCAUGGCAUUUCUUCUCAUGAGUGAAUUUGUUGUACCUGUGCUGAGAAAUCAAAUAAAUAUAUAAUAUUAGUAUAGUGUAUUAUUAUGGUAAAUGAAAAGUUGCACAUUGUCUUUUUUAUGAAACAUUAGCAAAUUAUUGUAAAUUUCAUGUCAUUUAUUGAAUGUUCAAUUCAUGAAACAGGGGUUUUUCGUGUGUAUGUGUUCAUCAUACGUCAAUUUCUCAUGUAAGAUCUGCCUCAAUAUUAGUCUAAAAAUCUCUUAAAGUACCGGUUAUAAAAAUAAGUCAAUUUGAGCACUGUCUAAAACAAUAAUAUGAAUACACUUCAUUAACAUUGUUUUGCUAGAACAAUGAAAAGCUGGAUAUGCAGUAAACUUUGUAUCAAAGUGAAUUGCUGUAUAAUUUUUUUUUCUUUGGUGCUUCUGUGAGUGUGUGUAUAAUAGUUAAUAUUCUUUGUUACUCAGCUAAUAUCAAGUGUGAUCCAGAUCCUCUGUUAUACAUAGUUAAUCAUGCAUUGUUUUCAGAUAGAAAAAAAGACAAGAAAAGUUUAAUAGAAAUUAAAUAAAUAA